AUGUCCCACUGCCCCGUGUCCUCCCGCCCUUGUCCUCUUGCCCCAUGUCCCCCUGCCCCAUGUCCCCCUGGCCUGGGUCCUCCUGCCUUGUGUCCCCCUGGCCCGUGUACCCCUGCCCUGUGUCCUCUUGCCCUGGGUUCUUCUGCCCCAUGUCCUCCUGCCUCAUGUCCUCCUGCCCCAUGUUCCUCUACUCCAU
Messenger RNA from Struthio camelus australis, 196 nucleotides. Lineage: Eukaryota; Metazoa; Chordata; Aves; Struthioniformes; Struthionidae. The record is from RefSeq and is a predicted model, not a curated record.